Paramuricea clavata is the source of this 3725-nucleotide messenger RNA. NCBI's taxonomy places the organism in Eukaryota, Metazoa, Cnidaria, Anthozoa, Malacalcyonacea, Plexauridae. The record is from the annotation of a GenBank genome assembly.
AUGUCGAGCAUAUGCGGACCACAAGAGGGAACAGUUAGUGAAGUUAAAGUUGGAAGAAUAGUAUCUUCGAUAUGGGGCAACAAGGUUGUGAAAAUGAAAUCGUCUUCGUUAACUGGAUCGGGUUAUAGGCAUCUCCAGAUGCGCCAAAUAAAGCUUAAAGAUAUAGAGGAAAUCGUAGGCUUCAAUGAAACAACUGUUGAUGACAUUAGAGUACUUGGUAGAAAGUUUCAAAACUGGAUUGUUGAUCUUUCGUCUCGGGAGAAAGGUGUCAUUUCAUUUUUGCGACUCUCAAAUACAGGUGAAGCAGAUGUAGAUGUAGAAGGGUGUCGUGUUUUUCCAGGGAUCACCAUUAGUUUGUACCCUACGGUUAACAUUGUCAUCCGCACACACGGUGAUGCUGUUCCAAUUGAGGUUGUUGAAAGUUCUAGUGAAAAAAUCAUCGUUUUACUGCAUACGAUUGAAAGGGCUUUACGUCAUGUUAAUGCAACCUGUCUAUGCUUAGGCCAAAACCUUCCUGACCAUAACAACGAUUAUACGAAAAGCGUGGACAUUGCUGUUUCAGGCUCCCGAUUUGUAUGCAUCAAGUCUUCCAGUGCUGUGUCAACAUCUAUAAUUUCGAAUUCAUGCUUGCUCUUGAUUCCAAGUGGUAGCUCCGCAUGCGAAGCUUGUCAAUACGCGUACAAGUUAUGUAUGAAUAGGAAAUGUAAAAGAUCAGAGCGGGCGGAAUUGGCCAACUCCAUAAGUGAGCUCGAGGAGAGUAUAAAGGUAACCCUGCCAAUUAGUAACGCGAAAGAAAAACCAACAAGCUGCAAUCAGAAUUUGGCCGGAAACGAGGCGAACAUUGAAAUGUUGUCAUUUGAAAAAUGCGAUAAUGAUGACCUACUGCAGAUAACGGAGGAGAUUGGGCUGAAGAACAACAUCCCGGAAGACAUGAAACUAUUGUGGGACAUGCAAAUGAAGCAGUUAGCAUCAAAAUCUGCAAAUGGUCAUCGUUGGCACCCUCGGUUUGUAAUUAUAUUUUCUCUAAUAGCUCGGUUAUAAUGAAUGUACCAAUUACAAUGAUUCUUUCUCAGACUGAGGGAAAAAUGAAACAUUUUCGCUGUUGGAGAGUAUACAUGCUUUUAGGUACAAUACAAUUAUGUAGAAGAUUAACAGGACAAUAUCGGUUCAUCAACUGCCUAAAUAUAUAUAUAUAUAUAUAUAUAUAUAUAUAUAUAUAUAUGUAAAAUUGUCCGACUAGCACUUGAUUUAUACAUCAAGAACCCACACGUUCUCGACACCCUUCGCCAAUUUAUAAUCCUUCCAAGUAAUCGUCUAAUACGGUUUGUAUUUAUUUUAAUGUAUCAUUUUACUGACUCAAAAACUUGUUCACGAUUGCUGUCUGCUAACAUGUUCAGGAAAGAUUUAUACAAUAACUUUAUCCUGUAUCAAAACUUCGAUCCAACUCCUGUCAUUAAGAUAUUACAAGAACGCGGUAAACCAAGAAGCGGGUUGGAAUCAGGAGGUUAUCAACUGGUGUCAAAGUGAAGCGAAAAGGCAUCAAUUAAAACCAGCAGAUUACUGGGGUGGUCUAGUCCUUGAUGAGAUGAAAAUACAGGUAUAUAUAUUUGAACGUAAAUCAAUGGAGGACUGCAUGACAGCAUUAAGUAUAAUUGAAUGGUAUAUAUUUGAGUACCUGUAUGUGAUUACAACUCACAAAACCUACAUUUACAGGAAGAUUUACAAUUGACUGUACGAAACGGCAAACACCAUCUAAUUGGCUUGGUUUCUCUUGGUGGACUUUAUGAAAAUAUGAAGUUAAUUGAGACAGGUUACUAAAAUUUAAAGAGUUAUUGACCCCGCCUCAAAGAAUAAUAGUGAAUAGUGAGUACGCGCAUGCUGUUUGCUUUGCUUUGAUAUCAUCUUAUCGAUCUCCUGUUUGCAUGUAUAGGAAAAACGGAAGCUAAAAUGGAAGUAGCAACCCAUCUGCUUCAAUAUGUUUUUAUAAGCGACUGUGGUUUCCGAUUUCCAGUGGCACACUUUCCAACCACCACAUGUCCACCUACUAUUCUAUACAUCCAAUUCUGGGAAGGUGUCUUACAGAUGAAAAAAGCUGGAUUUAGGUACCAUAUGUUUCAAAGAGCCUCGUAUUAAAAUAAGAUAUAAUACUUACGGCUAUAUGUCCUAUUAUUUUUUAGUAUCUAUUACGCAAUUUGUGAUGGAGGCGAGUCAAACCGACAGUUCAUAAAUAUACAUUUCUCCUCCUUCAGUCCCGUUGAAAUGAAUUUCUUAUCGUACAAUAUGCUCACAGAGGAUCCCAUGAUAUUUUUGAUGGAUUGUAAAGUAUACAAAUUAUUUCAUUCUAAAGGUAUAAUAACUAUUCAAUACCUAAUAAUACUAAUGUUAGUCUUUGUUUUUACUAGCACAAUAUCAAAAAGUUGAGAAACAAUCUAGAGAAAAGCUCGGCCUCUGGGUCAGCAAGAUGCUUGAAAAAUGGAGAUGAUCAUAUAUUUUGGCGGUUUUGGAAGGAUACAUAUUUGUGGGACCAAAGUCAACAUUCCUGCCCUAUUCAUGAAAAACUAAAGGAGGAUCACUUUCAGUUAACACCGAGCUCACGUAUGAGAAAUAACUUGGCGGAAGAUGUUCUGGACAAAAAGAUGCUCUUUUUAAUGAAAGUACGUGUGUAUGACAAAAACUAAUAACGUAAUUUCAUAUUUUGAAUAAUCAAAAUAACCUAUAAUUUGCAUAGCUAUAGGACAAUUAGUAUGAACUGUUUAUUCAAUCAUUACUUCUAUAUAAAUAUGUAUAGGCUUACAAGAAUCAUUUGGAAUGCUCUGAAAACCAAGAACAUGCGUCGCGACUGAAUGGGAGCAUCAUGUUCUUACAGCAUACCAGUUUUAUGGUAGAAUUCUUCUCAAGCAAACAAGCAAUCUACGACUCUAACGACACUAGACUUCAGAGUUUGAUCUCUACGUUGUCGUACUUCUCUAAGUGGAAGGCAAGUGUCUUGAAGAGUGACGAAUUUGUCUCGUUCAAACUAUGGUUUGAUUUACAAGCCAUGAUCUUGGGAAUGAUCUCUUUAGUGAAAAUCAAGCUGUUACAAUUUCCUGGAUCAAUCAUAAAACCAGCUGUUAUCAAUCAGGAUGUAGUUGAGAAUCAUUUUUGCCAAUUGAGGGCGGCAAACGGACAAAACGAGAAUCCUACCUACCUGCUGACUCAGGCAACCCAAAAUUCAAUCGUCUUUGGACAAAGAACCGUCAGCAAGAAAUGCAACACGGGUACAGCUGAAAAUUCAUCUUUCACGGAGUUACCGAAAAAGAAGUUGUUCUCCGCGAAAAACAAAUGUAAAAAUCAGAAGUCUAAAAUACGCCUGACAUUAUAAUUAUAAAUACAAGUGCAAAGAGCAUCAAACACAGAAACAUAUUUGUACAGGGCCGUCGAGAGGUAGAGUGGGCCCCGGGACAAUAGACCUUAUGCGUAAUGACGUCACAAGACUUGAUGCCCGCAAGGAAUGCUGGUCUUAGUAGUCAUCACCAGGGAAAAUUAAACAAUUCAAAAUGGCCACUAUCGAAAUUUUCCCGGGAGAUGACGACUAAGACCAGCAUUCCUCGUGGGCAUCAAGUCUUGUGACGUAAUUAUGCAUAAGGUCUACAGAGACGUUUAUUUAACCUGACGUCUUCUCAUUUCAUUUGUUUCCCUCAAUACAACAAAUGAGCCCGGGCCCAUUUUGGACCCGGGGUAAUUAC